AUGGCUUCGACGCCCAUGGAUCUGGACCAUCGCGAGUCGACUCCAGCCAACGGGACCUCGCUCAACAUCACACGCUCUCUGGCAACCAGCAACACCACACCAUUGAGCGAAGUUAUAUCGUCGUUCCGUCCUACAAAGCUUUUCAAGAGAGAUGAUAUCAAAGACGGCCGUCCGCAGCCGCAUGUCCUGUCCCUCGACUUCGAUGACCCGGGCGAGCUUCUUAUGACCUCCGAGAGCGACGAGACUAUCCAGAUUUAUAAUGUUAAAGAUGGCAAGCAUGAAAAGAGCUUGCUGAGCAAAAAGUACGGCGUGAAGUUGGCGAAGUUCACACAUACGAGCUCCAGCAUCAUAUACGCGAGCACGAAGCAAAAUGACCAGAUCCGAUAUUUGGCUACCCACGAUAACUCCUUCAUCCGAUACUUUGAGGGCCACGAAAAGAGCGUGACGGAUAUUACAAUCCAUCCGGGCGCCGACAACUUUAUCUCUUGCAGCCAGGAUAAUACUGUGCGCCUCUGGAACAUCUCGACGAAGCAAUGGUGCGGUCAACUGAACCUCAACUCUCCGUAUCUCGCCGCAUACGACCCGUCAGGGCAGACCUUUGCAGUCGCCUGCCCGAGCAGUGGCAGCGUUCUGUUAUAUGACUGCCGCAACUACGACAAGGCGCCCUUCGCGAUCUUUGAUCUCGUCGACGUGGGCAGACAUGUGGACUCGCAGUUUGUAGUCAGGGGCUGGACGAAGCUGGAGUUUUCAAACGACGGCAAGCAUAUACUGGUCGGCACUCGUGGCCCCGGCCACUUCCUACUCGAUGCUUUCGACGGGAGUUUGAAGGCUUACCUGCGCAAGCCUGAGGGAGGAAGCCGGCGUCUGGCGGCUGGUGAGACAGCGAGCACCAUCAAUGGCAGUAUGCCGAAAGUGGACCAGCCCACAAUCGAGAGCAGCGGCGAUUGCUGCUUCUCCGUGGACGGCCGUUACGUUCUGAGUGGCGGUACGAAGGAUGUCCUGGUCUGGGAUAUCUUGACACCGCCCCAGAACGAAACCAAGACGCUCAAUGCCACCUGGACAUUGGAGGAUAAGCGAGAGGCGGCGGUGUUCGCAUUCAAUCCGCGAUACAACUUCUUCGCGACAGCAGAUCAAGAUGUGCUGUUCUGGGUGCCCGAUCCUCAUGCAUGA
Messenger RNA from Colletotrichum orchidophilum, 1170 nucleotides. RefSeq names its product WD repeat domain-containing protein. The record is from RefSeq and is a predicted model, not a curated record. Lineage: Eukaryota; Fungi; Ascomycota; Sordariomycetes; Glomerellales; Glomerellaceae. The coding region runs from base 1 to 1170 and encodes 389 amino acids. Gene Ontology annotation, molecular function: chromatin binding; protein binding. The transcript has 3 exons. Gene Ontology annotation, cellular component: Set1C/COMPASS complex.